Molecule: messenger RNA, 2705 nt
Organism: Phalacrocorax carbo (great cormorant)
Lineage: Eukaryota; Metazoa; Chordata; Aves; Suliformes; Phalacrocoracidae
Source: RefSeq, a predicted model, not a curated record
CUUCCCGUCUCCCGCCCUUUAGCCGCCGGCGUCAAUUUCGUGAGUCACUUCCGCCCGAAGCUCAGCCCUCACUCGCCGAUGAUUGCCUGAGAGGCAGCAUCUCGUACUCUCAUUGGCCUGUUGCAUUUUCCGGGAGGCGGAGCCGCGAGGCCGCUUACGGGCCGGGCAGGGCCGGCGCUGGGACUGUCAUGGCGGCACCGCUGAGAGACCGGUUGAGUUUCCUGAGCCGGCUGCCGGUGCUGCUGAGGGGCACCGCGGACGACGCCGCCCCCUGCCCCGGGUACCUGUUCGAGGAGAUCGCCAAGAUCUCCCAUGAGUCACCCGGCAGCAGCCAGUGCCUGCUGGAGUAUCUCCUCAACCGGCUGCAGAGCAACUCGUGCCACGUCAAGCUGAAGGUGCUGAAGAUCCUGUUGCACACAUGUGCCCAGGGCUCCCCCCAGUUCGUCCUGCAGCUCAAGAGGAAUGCCUGCUUUAUCCGGGAGGCAGCAGGUAAUGGGGCUAUAAGUGGGGGAGCUGGGACAAGAGAGCGGGGAGUGGCUCUGUGUGGUGUUGGAGAACCCAGCCUGGCUGUGUGGGAGAGUCCAGGGUGGCUCCUGCCUGUGGGGGCUGCUCCAGGGGCAGAGUGCAGGCUGGGGCCGUGGUCUGCCUCAUGCCUGGGAGCUGAGUGUCCCCCAGCCCUCCCGACCUCAUGCCUUGCAGUGUUCACGGGGCCCCCAGACCCCCUCCACGGCAACAGCUUGAACCAGAAGGUCCGGGCGGCUGCGCAGGACUUAGCCAGCAUUCUCUUUUCGGAUGCGCCGCUCCCCCAGCCUGCCAUGCUUCCUGCCUGUCCCCUGCCUCCUGCGGGCAUGGGCUCCAGCCCCAUCCCCUGUGGCUCCUUGCAAGGAUUUGGCUUCAGCAGUGAGAAAAGCAGCUCUGCUUCGACAGGGGAAGCCCUGCUCAGCACCAUCCAACGAGCGGCGGAAGCGGUGGCCCAUGCUGUGCUCCCCUCCCUGGAGGGGCCUCAGCCACACCGCCGGGAGCUCCACGAGGAUGCCUACGAGCCUGUGAGAGCCCCCUCUCCCACCAGGAGCCCGGUCGGGGCUGUGAAGCCACCAGUGGCCACCACAGUGCACAGCACCCGAGUGAGCCACCAGCCAGGGCUGGCCGGGGGCGGCUGGGAGGAGGCAGACAGCGGGCACAGCUCCCAGGACUCCUCACAGGGGAACGGCGAGUUGAGCCGCACCUCGGACUCCUGCAGCAAAUCGGGCAGCGACAGCCACUCCGGGGCCAGCCGGGAGCUGACCCACAUGGCCGAGAGGGUGGACGCUGACAACCUGGGUGACUGCGUGCGGGAGGUGAGCCUGGUGUCAGCGCUGACCCGUGGUGCCAGGGUCUUCCUCACCAGGGAGGAAGCGCAGCACUUCGUCAAGGAGUGCGGGUUGCUGAACUGCGAGGUGGUGCUGGAGCUGCUCAGCCGGGCACUGGAGGACCCCAGUGACAGCGUCCGCAUGAGAUCCAUGUCCGCCAUCUCUUCUCUCAUGUGCUCUGACCUGCUCUCCCUGGACCAAAUCUUUGCCAUGACUCGGCAGCACCUGCAGCAGCUCAGCCAAGGCAGCCCUGGCCCCGUCGCCAACCGAGCAAUGAAGAUCCUGCGGCAGUUCGAGGCUCUCUGCAGAGGCCAACCCUCCCCAAAGACUGUCUGCCCGGACGUGGACCCCUCCGCCAUUGCUGUGGGCUCAGCCCCAUGCACCGGGGACCUGCUGACGGACAUCCUGCCCCUGGCAGGCGAGAGCAUCCUCACCCCGCUGAGCGCAGCCCCGCUCCCCACGGCGCCGCCGGCCCGUGGCCAGGAGCAGGGGGUGGAGGCAGAGAUCCACGGGCAGCCUGGAGCCGCGCUGCCAGCCCAACCCUGCGUGCAGGAGGUGGUGAGCAGGCUGGCAGGGGACAUGGUGGGCACUGCUGUGCCCUCCCGCAGCCUGUCUCUCUUUGCCGGCAUGGAGCUGGUGGCCCGUCCCGGAGCGGUGAUCUGCCCGGACUCUCUGCCAGCAGAGCCGCGGAUGCUGUCCCAGCCCCAGGACAGGCAGACGGAUGCAGAGGGCAGCCGGCAGCUGUCGGCCUUUGCCUUUCUCAACAUGUAGCUGCUGUGGGGCUCCCGGGGGGUUGUGGGGGCUUUGCCCUCCCUCCCUGUGGGGCCUGUUGUGCCAUGGCCCCCCCAGGGGCUCCUCUACGGGUGGCCAGCUGCUCCCGCACUGGGCUUGGUGGGGCCGAGGUCCCCAGCUUCCUCUGUGGCACCCUAGGUAGACGCAGACAGCGGCCCUCUGGGCCCUGUGCUACAGUGGCGAGGGCAAGGGGGCUGCCGAGGAUACAGCUGUGAAAUGGCCGUGGGGGCCAGGGAUUUGGUAAGGUUAUAGUGUCCCUCUUGCUGUCUUUUUGCCAAAAGUCCCUGGUUUCCUGGGACUGGUGCUGCUGGCACCCCUUGCUGGGCUGGGCUGGGCUGUGAGGGGGUGUGAGGAGCUGGGGCAGAGACCUGCCAGCACCCCCCAGGGGUGAGCUGGGGUGUGGUUUGGGGACCCUGGUGGAGCCAUGGGGUGCUCCUGGGUGACCUGCUGCCUCCAGCCUCGGCAGCUGUGGGGCUGGGGAGGGAAAAGGCGCCAUCCCAGUGUAGUCAGGACCCACCAGGGGGUCGGGACCCACCAAUAAACCCCACACUUGGAUGCUGGGAA